This is a messenger RNA of Suillus paluster, 1346 nucleotides long. Its product is annotated as protein disulfide isomerase. NCBI's taxonomy places the organism in Eukaryota, Fungi, Basidiomycota, Agaricomycetes, Boletales, Suillaceae. Gene Ontology annotation, molecular function: protein disulfide isomerase activity. Gene Ontology annotation, biological process: protein folding. Bases 57 to 1190 code for a protein of 377 amino acids. The transcript has 10 exons. The record is from RefSeq and is a predicted model, not a curated record. Gene Ontology annotation, cellular component: endoplasmic reticulum.
AUUUAAACUCGAAACUCCACGUCGCCUCUCCAGGUUUUUCAUAUUGUCCAAACAUCAUGAGGUUGUCAUUGUCGCUUCUUUUCGCGGGACUGUUGGCUGGCGUCAGUGCCUCUAACGUUGUGGAACUCAACCCGGACAAUUUUGACAGUGAAAUCGGCAAGGGGAAGCCUGGUUUAGUUGAAUUCUUUGCCCCUUGGUGUGGUCACUGCAAGAACCUCGCACCCACGUACGAGCAGCUUGCAGAUGCCUUUGCACACGCAAAGGACAAAGUGGUUGUCGCCAAAGUCGACGCUGAUGGCGUCGGCAAACCUUUGGGGCAAAAAUACGGUGUCACUGGAUACCCCACUUUGAAGUGGUUCGACGCGAAUGGCAAUAUCGAGCCUUACGAUGGCGGCCGCGACUUUGAUGCCCUUGCUUCUUUCAUCACCACGAAGUCUGGUGUGAAAUCGAACAUCAAGCCCCCACCACCCCCUGAAACUUUGAUCCUUGACGUUCAUACCUUCGAUAACGUUGCAUUGGACGAAACAAAAGACGUUCUUGUCACAUUCACCGCGCCAUGGUGCGGACAUUGCAAGAGCCUCAAGCCAAUUUAUGAACAAGUUGCAAUUGACUUCAAACCAGAGAGCAACUGCGUUGUUGCCAACAUUGACGCCGAUGCACAACCAAACAAGGAGAUUGCUGGUCGCUACGGAGUGUCAUCUUACCCUACCAUUAAGUUCUUCCCUCGUGGCGGAAAGGAAGUUGAGGCCUAUGAAGGCCCGCGCACUGAACAAGCCUUCGUUGCUUUCCUCAACGAGCGCUGUGGAACUCAGCGCGCCGUUGGCGGCGGUCUUAACGAUGAGGCCGGUCGUAUUGCCGAACUUGAUACCCUUGCCCAGAAAUUCUUGGGCGCUGCUGGUGACGCUCGUGCUUACAUUUACAAGGAAGCUUUGACGCUCUCUGGAUCGCUCGGCGAGACGGCAAAACACUACAUCCGUAUUAUGGAGAAGGUCGUAAACGACCGUGAGUCCUAUAUCGAGAAGGAAUCUAAGCGCCUCGCUUCUAUUCUCAGCAAGCGCACGAUAUCACCUGCUAAGCUCGAUGAGAUUAAGAUAAAGGCCAACGUCCUGAGCGCAUUUGUUGUUCAAAAGCUGGAGGAGGCACAGGAGAAGGUUGAGAGUGUCAUCGGUAGAGCUACGGCUGAGCUUUGACGUUUGCACGUUUGAUCAUAUCGUAAGAGUGAAGGACCCACACAUUUUGUUAAUCUGUAUGCCGCAUCUAUAUAAUCUGAGUUUCACGUCCACUGGCCGGGAAUACUGCCCCCGUGGCCUCCGUGGGCCUCCAAUCCAGGCUGCGGUGAUUUCCAC